AUGGAAGGGAAGGCCGCCGAGACGUGCGCUCGCGCCAGGGAGAUGCACAGCACGCUCCCGGAGGCGAGGCACUGCAACCGCCUGCUCAGGCUUCUCGUGGAGCGCCUGCGAUGGGUGGAUGCCCGGAAGCUCUAUGACGAAAUGCUUGCGGAGGAGGGCGGCGCGGAUAACUACAGCACCUGCGUGAUGGUCAGAGGGAUGUGCUUGGAAGGGCGGGUGGAGGAGGGGAUGAAGCUGAUUGAGGCGAGGUGGGGAGCUGAGUGCAUUCCGCACGCCGUGUUCUACAAUUCAGCAACGCAGGCAAUGGCUGUUCUGAAGCAACUGUUUGCAAGUGGUUGUGACCCGGAUAUUAUGACAUUUAAUACUUUGAUAUCAGCAUUUUGCCGGGAAGGUGAUGUUCAACAGGCUCUGCAGCUUUUGAGGGAGGCCAUUAGGAGGGAGUUGGAACCAAAUCAAGUUAGCUAUACUCCCUUGAUUCAUGCCUUCUGCAUAAGAGGAGAAGUGAUGGUUGCAUCGGAUUUACUUGUGGAGAUGAUGGGAAGAGGUCAUACUCCAGAUGUGGUUACAUUUGGUUCAUUGAUUCAUGGCCUUGUUGUUGCUGGGCAAGUAAGUGAGGCCUUGAUUGUCCGGGAAAAGAUGGCAGAGAGACGGGUGAUGCCUGAUGCUAACAUAUAUAAUGUACUGAUUAGUGGUUUAUGCAAGAAACAGAUGCUUCCUGCAGCCAAGAACCUUCUCGCAGAGAUGCUCGAGCAAAAUGUGCAGCCUGAUAAAUUUGUGUAUACCACUUUGAUUGAUGGUUUCAUUAGGAGUGAGAAUCUCAGUGAUGCGAGAAAAAUAUUUGAAUUCAUGGAAGAAAAAGGUGUCUGCCCUGAUGUUGUUGGUUACAAUGCUAUGGUUAAGGGAUAUUGUAAGUUUGGAAUGAUGAAUGAGGCAAUUAUGUGCAUGAGCAGCAUGAGAAAGGUUGGGUGUAUCCCAUAUGAGUUUACAUAUACUACACUUAUUGAUGGCUAUGCUAAACAAGGUAACAUAAGUGCAGCUCUUAGGUUCUUAUGUGAUAUGAUGAAGCGGAGAUGCAAGCCAAAUGUUGUUACGUACUCGUCACUGAUAAGUGGAUACUGCAAGAUAAAUGACAUGGACAGCGCGGAAGAUUUGUUUGAAAAGAUGCAGUCUGAAGGUCUAUCUGCUAAUGUUAUACAUUAUACAAUUAUAAUUGGUAGUCUGUUUAAAAAAGAUGAAGUGAUCAAAGCUGCUACAUACUUUGAAAGCAUGCUGCUUAAUCAUUGCUCUCCUAAUGAAGUCACGUUACAUUAUCUAGUUAAUGGGCUCACGAAUAGUAUGCCUUGUAUAAUCAACCUAACCUGCAGUAGCACUGCUAAGGUUAAUAACAAGAGAGCCCUUUUAGAUGUAUUCAAGGGAAUGGUUUCUGAUGUAUUAGACCCAAGGAUUUCAGCUCUCAAUGCUAUUAUCUUUAGCCUAUGUAGACAUAAUAUGCUUGAGAAGGCACUGAACUUGAAAGAUGAGAUGGCUAAAAAAGGCUACACGCCGGACCCAGUGACCUUCCUUUCCCUACUCUAUGGCUUUUGUUCUGUUGGAAAACCAAGCAACUGGAGGGUCAUCCUUCCUAAUGAAUUUCAGCAGGAUGAAUUCGAGAUAAUCUUUAGGUACAAGACAUUAUUUGAUCAGCAUGUAGUUAAGUCAGCCAGCCUUGAGGUCUAUAGAGUCUUGCAGUUAUGUGCUAAGGAGUUUCAGUUCAUACAACCAGCAGACUAG
Messenger RNA from Setaria italica (foxtail millet), 1770 nucleotides. RefSeq names its product pentatricopeptide repeat-containing protein At1g52620-like. The record is from RefSeq and is a predicted model, not a curated record. The coding region runs from base 1 to 1770 and encodes 589 amino acids. The transcript has 2 exons. NCBI's taxonomy places the organism in Eukaryota, Viridiplantae, Streptophyta, Magnoliopsida, Poales, Poaceae. Gene Ontology annotation, molecular function: protein binding.